AUGACUCAGGAUGUGGCUGUUCGUGAAGACCUACGUCAUCUAGACAUCUGCAGUGUAGAUCCACCAGGAUGUACAGAUAUUGACGAUGCAUUACAUUGUAGAAACAUUGACAAUGGUUACCUAGAGGUAGGUGUACACAUUGCAGACGUUACACAUUUCAUCCGGCCAGGGAAUGCACUCGAUGAUGAAGCAUCCAGUCGAGGUACAACUGUCUAUCUUGUGGAUAAGAGGAUUGAUAUGGUUCCUGAGUUACUGAGUUCUAAUCUGUGUUCUCUAAGAGGUAAAGUAGAGAGGUUCGCUUUCUCCUGUAUCUGGGAGAUCACUCAACAUGCUGAGAUUGUCAACGUCAGGUUUACUAAGAGCAUCAUCUGCUCAAGGGCUGCAUUUACCUAUGAAGAAGCGCAACUUAGAAUUGAUGAUGAUUCAAUGCAGGACAACGUUACUCUUGGCCUCAGAGGUCUGAACAGACUAGCCAAGAUACUCAAGAAGAAACGCAUGGACAAUGGAGCACUAGUAUUGGCGUCUCCGGAGAUUCGCUUCAGUAUGGAUAGUGAGACACAUGACCCUAUUGAAGUCCAGCAGAAAGAAAUGAGAGAAACUAACUCCAUGGUGGAGGAGUUCAUGCUGCUGGCAAACAUCUCAGUAGCUAAGAAGAUAUUUGAAGAGUUUCCUCAAUGUGCUUGCUUACGUCGACAUCCUACACCAUCACCCUCUAGCUAUGAACCCGUCAUUAAAGCUGCUCUGGCUAAGGGUGUUGAGCUGGAGGUUGACAGUGGCCAUGCUUUAGCUGAAUCCUUAGAUAAAGCAGAGUUACCCGACGAACCUUUCUUUAAUAAGCUUCUACGAAUGAUGACAACACGUUGCAUGACACAGGCGCUGUACUUUAGUAGUGGCACUUUACCAUAUGAAGAUUUCUUCCAUUACGGAUUAGCUGCACCUAUCUAUACACACUUCACAUCGCCCAUUCGAAGAUACUCUGAUAUAUUGGUUCAUCGAGCUUUGGCAGUAGCGAUUGGUGCAGAUAAGUCUUAUCCAUCGUUGCUUGACAAACAGAAAGUUCAGUCAAUGUGUAACCAACUCAAUAUGCGUCAUCGUAUGGCACAGUAUGCAGGACGGGCAUCAGUAGCUCUCCACACACAGGAGCCGUUUGCCGUUACAGUCUCCAUCUGA
Asterias rubens (European starfish) is the source of this 1170-nucleotide messenger RNA. Its product is annotated as exosome complex exonuclease RRP44-like. The transcript has 11 exons. The record is from RefSeq and is a predicted model, not a curated record. The coding region runs from base 1 to 1170 and encodes 389 amino acids. NCBI's taxonomy places the organism in Eukaryota, Metazoa, Echinodermata, Asteroidea, Forcipulatida, Asteriidae. Gene Ontology annotation, cellular component: cytoplasmic exosome (RNase complex); nuclear exosome (RNase complex). Gene Ontology annotation, molecular function: endonuclease activity; RNA binding; 3'-5'-RNA exonuclease activity. Gene Ontology annotation, biological process: rRNA catabolic process.